AUAGAUGUAUUGCAAAAAGAAUAUGUUUAGAGUUGUAGAUCUUGUCGUCUAUUCAUAAGUAAAUCGCCUGUAUUCUACAUUAAAAAGCCUUUUCGAAUGUCAUGCAAGGUGAUGCGUAUCAAUGUACGGUGUGUGUGUGGCAUCUAAAUGACAUCUGUUUAAGGAUUGAGACAUUGCACUAAUCUUGAAGCAGACAUACCCAAAAAUUUAUGUUUCUCGCUCCUUUUUUAUCAUCUCAACGUAGAAAGCUAGUCAGUUAGUUCAAUGGGACGACAUUAACAGAAAUAGCAAUAUCAAUAAAGAUACGUAAAACGAUCCUCAUUAGCAAAUUCGCCUCUUAAUUUAUGCAAACCUAGACAGAGUGAAGUUGUUCUUUUUCUUUUCAUUAUCUUCUGAAGCUCCUACUGUUGCCGUUGUCGUACAUUUUCGCACGACCGUCGUUUAUGUAAUUAGAGGUAACAAUAAAACAUCGCUCGAGUAUUAUGCGUGAACUGUAACAAACAGCCAUAAAUCGAUAUACUUUGAGACCUAACAACGUAAGCUUAAAUAUACUAAAACUGAAGGUGUUAUUUCAAAUCCUAUAAGAUAUUGCGAAAUAAAACGCUCUGGAUAUGAGACAGAAACAAGUCCGUUAUUGCGGACUUGUUUCUGAGUGCGACUGUCAGGCUGGCAAUAACCAUAUCAGCUGAUUUACUCCACCCUAUAACUGAACAUAUUGCUGUUACUGUUUCCCAGAAUACUAGAGCCAGCCAGCCACCCAGCCAGCCAGCCAGCCAGCCGGUCAGUUAGUCAUCUUUGCCUUCGAUGCUGAUAGCUCAAAAACGUUCUAGCUGCAUUCAAAUAUAGUGAAACGACGCUGUGGCACGGCGCGAUCAUUAUCUCUCGUGGGGUACUUUUGGUUCCGGAUGGACAGGAAAGUGUAAUGAUGCUAGCAGUUAGAUCUAGCCUCUGCUGAAGGUGUAUGGGAUUCCUUUCGGUGAAUUAGUGAAAUGGGUUUGUGGGUUACAACGCCGCAAUCUGGCGAGGAGGCGUUCACGUUGGCAAGAUGCAUCUAACGGCCGUUAUCGUUUCCAGUCCUUUUUCUCCUUUUGCUGCUGCCCUUCACCAAAGUCGCGUUUUCGUCCGGAUCCCGUUGCAGUGGAUCUGCCGCUUCUCGUUGCUGACACACGCUCCUUUCGGAACUGCCGCUAACAUCUGCUUUACUGCUGCGGGAUGUUAUAGCCGUGUAUGUCAAUUGGCAACAAAGCUUCAACUCAACUCGAAUAGAUCCUCGCCAAUCACCGGCAUAUUAACACGUGGCAAGUACGAGUGGCGGCCAAGCAGUACCCAAAUCAAUUCCGCCCCUUAUUGCGGCUCGCUGGCUCAUUCCGUUUAUCGUAUACAGAUUAUCAAAUUAAACAGAACUCUAUUUUUUCUGCCUUAUAGAUACAUUGUCCGAUUCGCUUCCACCUUUGCAGGGGGACAGGCCCUCAGCAAAUUCUCCGCAAACGUUACUAACAAGAAUCGCUCUUUUGGUAGUCGAAGAAGUGAUAGUGCUGGUGACAGUCCACAUGUAAGAGUGAGUAGUAACGUAAGAGUGCAUAGCCCAGUGGAGAGUGCAACUUCAAAGAGCUGUGCAAGCUCAGCCGAACAAAGCAGCGGCAGCAACGCCGGCAGUAUUAAUAAUAGUUCUGCAUAUCUGCAUUGCCUCGCUGACAACGUCAAACACGGAUCUGUGUUAUCCGUUGGUAAAAAUAGAGGUGGUGGUGCCGGCGCUGCUACAAGGUCUCCGUGCCGUGCUCUGGAGAGGAUUAGUGCAGUGACUCUGACGAAGUUAGCCCCCAGAGAUCGUCGCCUGUGUCUUUUCGCGCAGAAAAUCUCCAGUAACAGCAGCAGCAACCAAAUGGAGGAACAGCCAACAGUGAGUGAGUUUUUCCCGCAAGUGGAUGGUGAACACCGUCUCCAGGUGACGAGUGGUUCGCACCCCAUCGUUGACGCGGCAUUCGAGAAACUACUCGAUUCACUAACCACUCUUGACGACCCCCGGCUGAAAAACUUUGCCGACUGGCUUCGUCAAGUUAUCGAGUACAAUGUGCCUGAAGGGAAACGGAAUCGACUUGUGGCUGUGAUGUUAGCGUAUCAGUCACUAGAGAAGACUGAAAUGACAGAUGAUAAAUUGGAAAAAGCGGCUUUGCUUGGAUGGUGCGUUGAACUACUCCAGGCAUUUUUCCUUAUUUGUGAUGACAUUAUGGAUAAUAGUCUAACUCGACGUGGCAAGACAUGUUGGCAUCUAAUAGAGGGUGUCCAAAUGGUGGCAAUCAACGAUGCGAUUCUAUGCGAGACGGCUGUCUAUCGAGUAUUGAAGACUUUCUUUCGAAGCAGUCCGAACUACCUUGAUUUGCUAGAGCUUUUUCACGAAGCGUCCUUCCAGACCUCUUCAGGCCAAUGUCUCGACCUGUUAUCAGAACGGCAAGGAGGCGGUUACGUAGAGGAGCGUUAUAACGCCAUUGUCCUAUACAAAACAGCAUUCUAUUCAUUUUCGCUCCCCGUCAGGUUGGGUAUGUAUCUGGCCGGCAUCGCAGAUCAAAGUAGUCAUAAAAAGGCCGAAGCACUGGCACUGCGAAUCGGGCACAUUUUCCAAGUUCAGGAUGACUUCCUCGACUGCUACGGCAUUCCUGAAGUGAUUGGAAAGAUCGGUACGGACAUUGUCGACGCUAAAUGCUCGUGGCUGGUCGUAAAGGCACUUGAGAUAGCGACUCCUUCGCAGAAAAAGACUUUAUUGGAAAACUACGGUAAAGGUAAACCCGGGGGACCCGAGGAGGCCGUAGUUAAGAAGCUCUAUGACGAACUUCAAAUGGCCGAGGUGUUCCGCGAAGCAGAGGGGCGAGCUUUCGCGGACAUCAGAGAAGAAGUAGCCAAAAUUGAGUUGAGAUCAGAUAGCUUCGGACUUAAUACCGACAUCUUCAAGCUUCUUGUCAACAAGAUCUACAAAAGAAACAAGUAGAUUGAACGCAGCUUGUGCAAUUGAAUUGGUCGCUGCGUUUCAAGAUGUCAUCUUCUAUAUAUAACGAAUAUCUUUUCUCAAAAUUUGCGCAGAAGAGGAGGUCACCGAAAAAUAGAAUAUUGUUUCUUCUUAUUAUCGAAAGGACACGCAGCAAGGGUGGCAACCUUUCGUUAUAGACUAUUAAGUAACUUCGUACAGUAAAAUUCCACUAGCAGCCGCUAUAAACACAUCCCGUAAUAGAAAUUGCCGUAAUAGAGAAGAUCGUAACAAACUUCUUGAAACUAGUCUACUUAAUAUUUAACCGUUUCAGUAGAAAUCAGUGCAAACAAACAUAGUAGUGUAUCGAAGCUAUUCCGUUUACGAGUGCGUGUGGAUAGUAAAGCUGAUGACUAAUGUGUAGAUAUAAUAGUUUUAGAUUUAUCAAAAUAUGCCCGCACUAGAUGCCAUCAUGGUUUGAUUACGCGACAUGCGCAACGUAAAUCUAUUGACUUUUUAAAGUUAGCGCCAUGGGUUAUUACGAGACUUUAGGAAUUGUAAAUAGUUGUUAGUUAGGCUGUGUGACAGUUCUUUGUGUAACACUUUUAAAAAUUGUAAGCAAAUUUUACAGGACGACCUAUAAACAAACGAUUUUUACCUAUAUUUUAUUAACCGAUUGGGUACGCCGCGCCAGGAAUGACUCACAGAUGCUACAGAAGUAUCUUGCUUUGUUUAUCAAACGUUUUUUCGUAAAAUUCGUUAGCGCAUAGCUACAUGGUAAUCCAUUCUCGCCUUUAAACUGAUGAUAUGUUACAUGCAGUCAGUUUCCACCGUCAUAAAGAUCACAAUUGAUCACGUUGAGAGGAAAAGCAAAAUUAUAAGACCAAGUAGUGUGGAACUCGGGUAGCCCAGGCGCGGCAAUUUACAGCUGUUGUUCACACUUCGAUGACGUUACUGUAUUGGGUACCCAGCACAAUAGCGCUGUGUCCCCCACAAUCAGAAUGUCCAGCUAAUUGAAAAUCUGCUAAAGCAAAACAAGGUGUGCUAAUAUAUCGAAUUCGGAACAUCUGUUUUUGCUCUGUGGUAAGAAGGAUAACAGGCUUGUUAUAGGAGAAAUAUCAAAUAGCGCUUUACUUAUCAAUAGUAUCUACGUUGGUUUCAGUCAUUGUAUUUAUAAUGUUAUCGAACGUAUUCAAUAUAAAUCACGAUCAUAUACCCAGUUUUCUCGUUCCGCCGCAACGUGAUACUAACUGGGCUAGCGUUAGAGACCGCGUAGACCUAUGGUGCUCAGUGACCGUUUCGUCGUCGACCAGAACUGUUUCACCACGAAGAUUUACCGCGGCUCGAAUAUUUUGUUAUUGUACAACCGCGAGAGACUCAUGAAGAAUUACUCUACAUUGUGCUUAUUUAACGCGUAGAUCCUAGUUAGACUUGUAGCCUUCGGUCUAUGCAAGGCCAGGCCACGGUCUCCUUGUAGGUUUUGUUACACUACACUGUGCGGGUUGUGGGACUUUGGGCUCCGAAUAUUCAAAGCAAGAACGCGCUGUUCUUUGUUGAAUUUCUCACGAAGCAAGCGGUUAACGUGCAAACUCGUUUCCUCAUUGAACAGCAGACAUUUUGUCAUGAACCAACAAAGAAAAUACGCCAAUACUGCUACUCUGCGCAGAUUUUGUAAACUUUUUACACGAUUGCUCUCAUAUAACUUUACAAACUGCACAAGUGUCUUGUCAAACAGAGACCACUGCUAACUUGUUCAGCUCCGAAGGCAUCACAAUGUAUGAUAAGGAAAUUUGAAAAUAAGGCCGAUCUUCAAGUAAUCUAACACUAGACUCACCGUAACCCUCUACCUAGUUUACUGCACUGAAUAGCAACCUAUUAUGCAAUAGGGUGCAUAUCUUCGGAUAAGCUACUGUCGUAUAUUCCGCUCUUGAUUCCUGACCUUUGGAGAGUAAAAGUGUGGCCUUCUUAGCAAAUCAAAUUCUAUCAGUGGGGCACGUAUGAGCCAUAGCAUUUGGAUUGCUGCCUUGAAACGCAUAAAAGAUAUGGACAUGUUCUGCUAUGAUCUAGACGAAUCACUCUAUUGUCUGAAUGAAUUUAUAAAUUUAUUAAUAGUAACUUAUCGAAAUGGUCUAGGAGUCAAAGUUUUGCAAUAGACUGAGUUGAAAUAGAUCGCAAGUUCUAUCCACAUUGUUCCCAUUCACAGCAUGUUCGUCAAUAAUUUUUUUAUUUGCAUAUAAAUAAAACUAAUUAUUACGGAAGGUAGGCCCGAAGAGUAGCUGAAUAACAAGGAUUUGUGUCUAUAUAAUUUUGACACUUUCCCUGCGAGAUCGAUGUGAUCGUCAUUGUCGUACAGUAAUUGUACCAAACUAGCUUCUUGUAUUAUAAUACUUACUAUUAAGUGAUUGAUUGCAUUCGUUAUUAAGUUACUAUAAAAAUGUUAAAUAAGAAUUAAUAAAAGUCGACAAUAGCUAC
Varroa destructor (honeybee mite) is the source of this 5431-nucleotide messenger RNA. RefSeq lists its product as uncharacterized. Gene Ontology annotation, cellular component: cytoplasm. NCBI's taxonomy places the organism in Eukaryota, Metazoa, Arthropoda, Arachnida, Mesostigmata, Varroidae. Gene Ontology annotation, biological process: trans, trans-farnesyl diphosphate biosynthetic process. The record is from RefSeq and is a predicted model, not a curated record. Gene Ontology annotation, molecular function: (2E,6E)-farnesyl diphosphate synthase activity; dimethylallyltranstransferase activity.